Molecule: messenger RNA, 1458 nt
Organism: Quercus lobata
Lineage: Eukaryota; Viridiplantae; Streptophyta; Magnoliopsida; Fagales; Fagaceae
Product: UPF0481 protein At3g47200-like
Exons: 3
Coding region: 1-1458 (485 amino acids)
Source: RefSeq, a predicted model, not a curated record
AUGGCCGGACAGGAGCAUGUUGUUUCCAUGGAGGCACUUUUCAGUAGAGAAGCCGGUGAAACAAGCAGCAGCGUCACCGAGGACACUGAGUCAAACAGCAUUUCAAGCGAAACCACUACCCUGGAGGCAAAGAUUAAAACAGUAAUGGAGGCAAGAAAAAAUGUGACACUAUCCCCUGCACCAAAGAUACAAAAGGUUAUAUUCUUGCUGCGAGAUAACAAGGAUUUCAAUAUUCACUAUGAGCCAAGAGCAGUAUCACUUGGUCCUAUCCAUCAUGGUAAUGAGAAGUACAAGCUAGGAGAGAAGUACAAGCUUGUGUUGACAUAUGAAUUCGUCGAAGGUAGCGAAAAGAAGAUAAACUAUUUGUUCAAGAAGAUUGAAGAGAAGAUCAAGGAGCUGAAGGAGUGCUUCGAGGAGGAAGUGAUCAAAAGCUAUAAUGAUGAGGACCUCAUUUGGUUGUUGUUGGUGGACGGCUGUGCAACACUACAAUACAUAUACUGCGCAGCUAACGACAGAUUCGAGGAUUUGAAUAUAAAAACCGACAGCGUAGCCUUUACACAACAAGAUUUGUUUUUGCUUGAGAAUCAGCUUCCUUAUCGUCUGCUCAAAUGGUUGAUGAGCUGGAGUCAGAAAGAAGCUGAGUUGCAGAAAUCGAUUCACACUUACAUCGGUUGGCAUGCUACAUUCGUUAUCAUGCCGCAACAAGUAGGAAGUGAGAAAGAUCAGGAAAGCCGUCCUUCAAAGGAGAAGCAUGGAGAUGUAGAUGCCAUCCAUCUUCUCGAUCUUCUGAGGACACGUCUCUUGGAUAAGAAUCAACAAGUCAAGCAUAAGAAACGAAAUGGGAAUGGCCAAAUAACUUGGCCAUCCUAUCGCAAUGUUCAGGAGCUCCGAGCAGCAGGUAUUCAUGUGGAACGUAGUAAAAUGGAAAAUAGUUGCUUGAGAGACAUAUCUUUUACUACACUCGGUUGUUUGGGAUUCCUUUGGCUUCCUCCAAUAACUGUGGAUGACUCAACAAGGCCAAAGUUCUUGAACUUGAUAGCCUACGAGAUGUGUCUAGAUUUCCAAAAUGACUUUGCGAUCACCUCUUACAUAUCCUUCCUCGAUUCACUAAUCGAUGAGCCCAACGAUGUAAAGAUGCUAAGGAUAGCAGGAAUACUCUAUAAUUGUCUUGGCAGUGAUGAAGAAGUGGCUAGAGUCUUCAAUGAGAUAGGUACCGAUUUGGUGCCUAACAGCGAAAUAUAUAGGGAUGUCAGAGUUCAAAUUCAGAAGCACUACAAGAGCCAAUUGAUGACCUGGUUUGCUCAAGUCUAUCACGACUAUUUCAGCAGCCCCUGGACGUUCAUGGCUUUCUUUGGCGCAUUAUUGGCACUUGCUCUAACUGUCAUUCAGACUUGGUAUGCUGUCGACUCUCCUCCAGGACCCUGUGAUAACUUCUGCAAGAAUUUAACUCGAAACUAA